UUCUUGAAGUGGUAAUAAAAUUAAUAGAUAAAAUGAAGCACCUCAUAAUUUUUGUGGUUAUCAUUGCUCUUGCUUGCUCAACAAUGCAAGAUAAAUUAAGUGGAGACCUUUCCAAGCAUAGAGCUUAUAAGGAAUCCCCACUAGAGUUGGCUAUGAAGGGUAAACUCACUCCAGAGAUCAAAGAGAAUUUGUCAACUUUUCUCCAACUUGCAAAGACUUACGUUCCAGCUCUCCAAGAGAUCAAAGAUGCUAAAGCAACUUUAAGCAGAACCAUAGAUUGGGAGUUCAACAUUCUCGGGUUUGGAUUUGCCUUUGAACUGUACAUUGAGCUUAUCGUUGGUUGGAGAGUAGCAAUGACUGACGAUCUUGCUCAUAACUUGUGGAACCUUACUUACGACCCAUUUGUGACUGGGUAUUUGAACACAAGCGUACAUGGAGAUAUCCCAUUUGCUAGAGGUACUUACUACACUGAACUGCAGUAUGCUGAUGCUCAUUCUCCAAUCUCUGUUGAUAUCUAUGACACAAAUGUGUGUUUUGGAAUUGAUUACCAUAUUUUCCCAAUAGAUAUGGCUACAAGGAUGAAUAUAUCACUUCAAGAAUGUUCCGAUGAGAUCCUAAAUGAAUUGCUCAACAAUGGAAGGAUCGGUCUCACCUGUAACCGUCUUCCAACUCUAGACUUUGACCACCUCCAAUUCAGAUUCACAGAAUACCAAGGGGGAAAUAUUGGUCAAGAUAUCUGUUUCGACCAUCCAUUCUAAUUUUGGUUAAAAAUUGCAUUCUACACUCAAAA
Moneuplotes crassus is the source of this 790-nucleotide messenger RNA. The record is from the annotation of a GenBank genome assembly. NCBI's taxonomy places the organism in Eukaryota, Ciliophora, Spirotrichea, Euplotida, Euplotidae.